This is a messenger RNA of Dicrocoelium dendriticum, 279 nucleotides long. NCBI's taxonomy places the organism in Eukaryota, Metazoa, Platyhelminthes, Trematoda, Plagiorchiida, Dicrocoeliidae. The record is from the annotation of a GenBank genome assembly.
AUGACCUGUUUUAUCGUCACCGGUGGCAUCGACGCGAAGAAGAUGAUUGAACCUUCCGAUCGCAGAAUACCAACUCAGCGUAUUUCCACACCAUUAUGCCACUACUUACUGCCUCAUAUCGUAAAUCCAACAAACCGCCUUUCACCACCAUCCCAAGCGGACAUGAGAGCGAUUUUCGCCACCACCUCUGGGUUAGAACUUAGUUGGGAGGGGGGGGGGGGGGGGGGGGACUAUGCUGGUCUCAUUUCUCGAAUCAAACUACUUAUCAUGUUUCUCUAA